AUGUACCAUGCCCCUGUGCCCUGUGCUGAAGAAACCUCGGUCCUCCCCAAAGUGUCGCAAGUCAUGCCCUUGGGGGAUGGUGGUUUCAUCAUAUACAUACAACAAGUGACGUUGACCCAGAUCAGUCGCGGCGCCAGCGAUGGCCUAACAACGGCCCGGUCAGCCGUUCCCCAGACCCCGCACGUUUUCCUCCACACUGCCAUCGCCAGUGCAACGCCUGGCAUCCAGAAUGCUACUUUGCCGAGACGGCAUUUGAAAGGCCUCGCUUGGGUAUCCAGCACCCUGCUAAAGAGCACUUGGAAGGUGUUGUCAGUCUGCGCACUCGCUUCUCUUCUUCAAGCCCGGAGCUUCACACCGAGAGAGCUUCAUCGUGUGCGAGCCGGCGUGUUCAGCUGA
Messenger RNA from Podospora bellae-mahoneyi, 396 nucleotides. RefSeq lists its product as uncharacterized. The transcript is spliced from 2 exons. The coding region runs from base 1 to 396 and encodes 131 amino acids. Lineage: Eukaryota; Fungi; Ascomycota; Sordariomycetes; Sordariales; Podosporaceae. The record is from RefSeq and is a predicted model, not a curated record.